Messenger RNA from Drechmeria coniospora, 1692 nucleotides. RefSeq lists its product as uncharacterized. The transcript is spliced from 2 exons. Bases 1 to 1692 code for a protein of 563 amino acids. Gene Ontology annotation, cellular component: perinuclear region of cytoplasm. Gene Ontology annotation, biological process: intracellular calcium ion homeostasis. The record is from RefSeq and is a predicted model, not a curated record. Lineage: Eukaryota; Fungi; Ascomycota; Sordariomycetes; Hypocreales; Ophiocordycipitaceae.
AUGACGACGCCCGACCUCAUGCUUUCCAAGGCAGCCCUCACGGCGGCGCUCAUUCGCCAGGACCCCAUCGCCUUGUCUCGAAAUGCCAUGGACGAAUUUGUCACCGUCAUCAACAAGACACUCAACGAGUGCUCGCGUCCCCAUGUUCAGGAAUGCAAGAACUGGAUUGUCGCCAACAUUGUCCCCUCCAACGGACGAACUACCCUGCUCGCCAAGUUUCUCGCCGCGCUUUCCGACAGCAUGGACCGAGACGUAAAACGACCCAGCGUCAAGAAGCGGAGGCUUCACAUUCUCUACAUUGUCAACGAUGUCCUGCACCAUGUCGUUGUGAGGCAGGGAAACCGCGCCUUUGGAAUUGCCUGGAGUGCCCAGCUGCCCGCCAUGAUCACCGCCGCAGCGUUCUUUGACAACUGCCCUCGGCAUCUGGCCAAGGUCAACGAUCUCAUUGCACUCUGGGCCGAGAAGGAUUAUCUGCCGGCCGGCAUUCUGGAUCGACUGAGAAGCGCCUUCCGAUCUGCGUCGAACAAAUCAUCGGGAUUUCCACUCCACCCAUCCGAUGGGCCUCCUCCGCCUGCCAACGACGGAGCCCACACCCGUUCAGCCUUUCACGGCUACGCAUCGGUUCCCUGGCACGGACAGCCUGCCGCCAGUUGGCUGCCUCAACUCGCUUGGGGCGCCACAAUGCCUGUCCGUCCGCAGGCAAUCUGCCGUUUGGAGCUGGAGCUGGCCAGGGGGGACGAUGAAUACGUCGAAGACCUCGAGGAAUCUGUUAGAAGCGCCAGCGAUCAUUUGCAACGACGAGAGGCGAGUGAUCUGUCUCGGGCCACCACGGGUGCGCUGGGUGAUGUGAGCCAGCGCGACAUGGCGGAGAUGAAGAUGGCUGCCCGCGAUUCAUACUACUCCUGGACGCGAGCGCAAUGUCAGCACCCAAAAGAUCGGCCGUCAAAGGCCGGCAGAAUGACCGAGGCUCGUCGUACUCGUUCGAACGAGAGAAGCAUAUCACCACGUCGUUCCCCAUACUCUCGGUCCCCGAAACGACCCAAGUUUGGCACAAGGUCUAGGAGUCGCAGUCGAAGUACGGCCAGCGAUAGCACCCAUAGUGCUUCACGAUCUCGCCGCAGAUACUCGUCCAGAAGCCGUAGCCGUAGCCCGGCUCGAAGGCGCGGUCGAUCUCGUAGCCGGUCAUCUCGAUCUCCUACCAGUUCACGGUCUCGUUCGCAUUCCCGGACGAAUGUCGCAGCGCCUCGAAGUCCGCAGAAAAGCUCAUACCACCACCAUGGAGCCAACCGUAAUGCAGGGCAUUACCCCGAUUCCGGCUCCAGUCAACAAGAGAUUAACGCAAUGCCUGCGAUGCCUCCAUCGAGCAUGGAAGCCGUCCCUGUCCCGCCGCCGCCUCCGAUUGGAUAUCAAGGAACCUUUCCGCCGCCGCCACCUCCACCCCCGCCUCCCCAAGGCUGGAAUACAAACCAGCAAGACUUUUUGCCGCCGUACAUGGCACGUGGAGAACGGUCCACCACGAGACCAAUGCCUCCCCUUCCACCACAGUCGUCGUUCAACAGGGCCCAGCAGUUCAGUAACGGCUGGGGUCAGGGAGGUGGCCAAGGCGGCGGCGGUGGUGGUGGUAGCCGCGGAAACCGUGGCUAUGGCCGAGGCUAUGGACAGCGCGACCAUGGCAAUUUCGGUUCUAGGUAA